This is a messenger RNA of Pygocentrus nattereri (red-bellied piranha), 1896 nucleotides long. It is a transcript of the gene ankrd67, whose product is annotated as ankyrin repeat domain-containing protein. The transcript has 5 exons. NCBI's taxonomy places the organism in Eukaryota, Metazoa, Chordata, Actinopteri, Characiformes, Serrasalmidae. Gene Ontology annotation, molecular function: protein binding. The record is from RefSeq and is a predicted model, not a curated record. The coding region runs from base 267 to 1541 and encodes 424 amino acids.
CCCCCUCCCUCUUCACCAACAUGCCAUCAAAUAAUAGCAUCAGCCUCUGCUGAAAAACCAGCUCUCUCCAUAGCAACCUCACAGGAACACGAAAAACAGGUCCAGCAUGGCACCAGGCUGGGCGGACGGCGUUAUGGCUAUUUGAGGAGGGCACGGUGAUCCAGCACUUGCUUCGCAGAUGACUGAGGGGAGAUGGACCACCUCCUAUUGUAGCUGGCUCUGACAGGUGUGCGUGUGUGUACAGGCCUGCAGGGCGUGCUGGUGUGAUGGCGUAUGCUGGGCCUGAGCUGCAGUGGAAAUGGACAGUGCUGCACGACUCUGUGUCGCUGCAUGCUGUGGAGAGGAGGAUCCGUGCUGCGGCCGCUGCUGCUGCUGCUGGGAACAGACAGUGGAGGCUGCACAGCCGGCCCCGGCCACAGUACUCUCCGCUGGACGAGCGCAGGCUGCACUACGCUGCGUGGGAUGGCUGUCUGGAGCAGGUGAAGGACCUGCUGGAGCACGGUGUCCCUGCUAACUGCCAAGACCCUCAUGGCUGGACAGCCGUCCACCACGCUGCUUUCCGCGGACACUUGACACUGCUCAGAUUCCUGCUGCAGAGCGGUCAGGUGGAGGUGAACUGCCGGGACUUCUUCAGCUGCACUCCCCUGCACCGCUCCUGCAUGGGGGGCAAUACAGACACCACAGAGUAUCUCCUCCAGAAGGGGGCAUCUCAUGAGGUGCGCUCUGGCUCCGGACAGACGCCCCUGCACCUGGCAGCAGCUAGUGGCCACCUGGGCUCGGCACGGGCACUGCUGCAGCACCUGGCCACUCCCGACCUGCAGGACUUCCACAGGUGGACGCCACUGCACUGGGCGGUGUGUGGAGGCUGGGGGGACAUGGCGGAGCUCCUGCUGGAUAAUGGGGCAGAUGUGGAAGGGGCGAGCGGCGGGGGCAUCACUCCACUGCAGCUGGCCGUGAUGGUGGGCAAUGAGGCGGGCGUAAGACUUCUGCUCCAUCGGGGGGCCGACACAAAUCUCAGAGGCUCCAGCGGACGGACAGCACUACACAUGUGUGCCUGCUCUGCUGAGAAAAAGAUCCUACAGCACCUCCUAGCAGCCGGGGCUAAAGUAUGUGUACGGGACGGAGAGCAGGCCACGCCGCUGCAUCUGGCCGCCCUCGCCGGCUCCAGGGCGGUGGUCCACCUGCUGAUCCUGAAUGGGGCUGGGCUGGAAGACAGGGAUAUCCUGGAGAUGACCCCAUUGCACUACUCCACUCUGAAGGACAAUGCUGAAGCUGCUAAGCUCCUGCUGCAUUACGGAGCAGAGGUGGACGCUACUGAAAGGCUGGGACGGACAGCGCUGCACCUGGCCGCAGAGAGAGGCCACUGCAAGGUCCUCAGUGUGCUGCUGGAAAGAGGUACAGACCCCUCGCUUCGGACAAAGUGGAGAGAGACCGCAGAAGAUGUGGCAAGGGCGCACAGGCAGUCUGGAUCCCUUCUCUUGCUCCAGCAACACAGCAAACCUCCAGUGAAAGCACAAACUCCAGGCCAUGAUGGCACAUAGCAGAGACUGGCAGCCAGAAAAAGACCGUUCUGAAUGCCAGCCAAUAUGUGAGAGCAGUGGGUUUAGGGGGGAUUUCACGGUACAGUUUCUCAGUUUGUUGAAUGACUUAACAACAUACAACCGCAUAUGCAAAAAGCUUGGGAUGCUGUGCAAAUGUAAAUAAAAACAAAAUGCAACAAUGUGCAAAUCAUUUAAACUCGAUAUGUAAUUAAAAGUAGUACAAAGACGACAUAUCAAAUGUUGAAACUCAGAAAUUUGAUUGUUUUUUUGAAAAACAAAUGUCAGUUUUGAAUUUGAUGCCAACAACAUGUUCCAAAAAAGUUGAGAUGGGUGGUUAAUUGGCAACAAGUCAGUA